CCUGAACUGCCAACACCAAGGCAGCCGAAUCACCGACCCCCCUGGGACUCAUCUUCUCCUGCCCAGCCGCCCUCUUUCGCUUGUUGCUGCCGCUGCCGUCGUCAUUCGACGCAAGAUAAGCGGGCAGGGCCAAUGUUGGGUUUCUUUUCCCCUUUCAGCUGCUUUACCUAUCCCAUCCCCCUCCCCCAGUUGUUCUUUGACGGCAGGCUUGUAGAGAGAAAGUGAAGUGAAGGUCUAGACUCACUCAUCGUCACAUUUUCUCCCAUUGCCUUCCCUUCCACCCCGCGGACCCUGCCUCUGCCCGCCUCUCCUCCACAUAAGAUACACUCGUUCAAACUCCACGGGGCCCUCAUUCUUCAUCAACCGCGUCAUCGUCCCGGUCUGUGCAUCAUCUGCAUCUUGUUCCUCUUCAACUGGUCGUUUUAUUCCUCGGACCGUCAUCUGGCAAUCCCUGUCUUCCGUCAGUCCUCGAUUUGUUUAUCUGUUCGUGCAAGCAAGCGACACUGCUUGCGCCUUACACCCCCCUCGACUUCUUCUCACACAACAAGCGCAAAUAUGAAGACCACUGUUCUUCUCGCUGCAGGCCUGGCGGCAGUCCGUCACGCGUCUGCCGCCUACGACGCGACCAUCUGCGGCAGGGAGAACAAGUACACCAGCGAGGACACCCAGUUUAUCUUUCAGUCCAACGCCUGGAACCCCGUUGGCGAUGGCUCCUCGUGUGUCUCGGUCGACCAGGCGAUUCCGGCGUUUGACGCCACCUGGAACUGGGAGGAGGACAAGAACAAUGUUCACUCGUUCCCCCAUGUGCGCUUCAACUCAACGAAGCUGCCGACGAAAUUGAGCGACAUCAAGACCAUGCGCCUCACGGCAGACUGGACCAUGCGCAAGACGACGUCGGUGAACGACCCGCCUCGCGACUUCUCCGCGAGCGCCUGGUCCGAGAACAAGGAGGAGCUUGACGGUGUCGUAUCCAACGCCGCCUGGGACUUCUUCGUCGACAGGAACAAGUCAAGGACCUACAACCCCAUCGACUCGGAGGCCGAGAUCAUGAUUUGGCUGGGCAAGGUCGGAAACCCGUACCCGCUGAUGGGCGACUCCAUCUUGACCAACAUCACGCUGGGAAGUACCGAGUUCUCCCUCUGGUACGAAACCAACCAACGCGAGCAAAAGGUCUUCACCUGGGUCACGCGCGAUGGGUCGGAUGUCACCCAGUUCGACGAGGACAUCACGCCGCUUCUCAAGUUCGUGCUCGAGUCUGGUGAGAUUGACGAGGACUCGUGGCUCGGCCUCGUUGAGUUCGGCUCCGAGGCGUGGCACUCACCUGAGAAUGUCACGUUCAGCGCCGCACACUUCAGCAUGGACCUGGACAAUGGCGAGAGCGGUUCCGGCAGUGGAUCUAGCGGCGGUGGUGACGAGAACGCGGCAGGACGAUACGGGUUCCCGGCGUUGUUCCUGGUGUCGUUGUUCGCGAUGGGCGUUUCCAUGUUCUAAUUAUGGCAUGUUUGAUCUCAUGUCACUUUAGAGGGGGUGGGAGAGAUGCUCGAGGAAGAAACCAAUGGCAGCGCACGAUAUGAUUAAUGGUGUCUAGAUAGACGGGUGAGAAGAAGACUUCUUGGGUGGCCCGUAAUUGAAGCUUUGAUGAUGGACAUCUUCAUCGUGCUAAAUCAC
Colletotrichum destructivum is the source of this 1668-nucleotide messenger RNA. RefSeq names its product Putative glycoside hydrolase family 12, glycoside hydrolase family 11/12. Lineage: Eukaryota; Fungi; Ascomycota; Sordariomycetes; Glomerellales; Glomerellaceae. Gene Ontology annotation, biological process: polysaccharide catabolic process. The coding region runs from base 556 to 1491 and encodes 311 amino acids. The transcript is spliced from 4 exons. Gene Ontology annotation, molecular function: cellulase activity. The record is from RefSeq and is a predicted model, not a curated record.